Dermacentor silvarum is the source of this 2811-nucleotide messenger RNA. RefSeq lists its product as uncharacterized. The record is from RefSeq and is a predicted model, not a curated record. NCBI's taxonomy places the organism in Eukaryota, Metazoa, Arthropoda, Arachnida, Ixodida, Ixodidae. The transcript has 3 exons. The coding region runs from base 55 to 915 and encodes 286 amino acids.
UGCCAUACGUGCCAUACAACAACAUACGUUAAAGGCGACUACAACAACGCAUGUAUGAACAUUACUCUUAGCUCAACUUCCCCAUGGAAGAUGUCGGCCAUGUACGCCCUGGUCCUUGAUUUGGCCCUCGUGACCUCGAUGGUCGGCCACUCGUUGGCUCGAAGACCACAGAUAUCCGCGGAGGAGCUGUUCCAAAAAUCAACCUCCUUGCAGUCGGGUUCAUACGCCGCCGCCGCCACAACCGGAGAAGAGGCGUCGUCGAAUCUCAUCGACGGGGCGGGUCAGUCGGUCGCAGCUGCGGCAGCCGCGAAGUCGUCGUGCUACUUCAACCGCGACUGCCACGGGCGCGAGUACUGCGUCAAGCCCGACCGCGGCGCCCUCACGCUGGGCGUCUGCAGCCCACUCUCCGACAUGGCGCCCGCCAGUCGGGGCGCGGCCGACCACGUCCGCGACUUGCACUUCCUUGUGCGCAGCCGCCGAAGCGUCCCCGUCUCGUCGGAGCGUCGAAGCAGGAACGACCUGCUGCGGCAGCUGCUAGGAGAAGGGAGCCAGCUGGCCCGCGCUCUCAACUCGUACCUCCACGCAAAAUAUCCUGCUGAAUGGGAGAAAGCCCGGGUGGACAGAAUGGUUGGCAAGAAGUCGGACGCUGCUGCAAAGGACAUCGACAGUGCAGCAGACACUGAAGACCCAGACCUCCUGGCCAUACUAGACAAAGGAAGCAACAGGAUCGUGGAGCGGUUGGCCAGCGGUUCGUUGGAGAGCUGGAGCAACUCGAAAGACGACGGGCGAAGCGCCACAUCUGGCUCGGAAGCAGAGGACAGGAAAAACGACGUGGUCGUCGAUGUCAAGGAGAACGACAUGGCUAGCGGUCCCAAGAGGCGCCGCAUGACGCGAUCCCCAAAUUCUCUGCGUUGACAAUAAUUAGGGCAAAGUCUUCUGACACCGAGCUUCGUAUAUGUGAAUCUCCAGUACAUAUACAUCUUCAUCAUGUGUACAACACGCGGGAAUAUCGUAGGUGGCCGGAGUUUGAGCCAUAGCUACUAUUUAACGUGCGAAGUAUCUUGUUUCGACAUGCUUUCAUUUAAUGUGCACGAAUACGUGUGGUCGCUACAAGCACCUGUUGCUAAAUAUCCCUUUCUAUGUAUACCGUUGACCACUAGGGCAUGUGAUGAAGAUAAUAAUGGCCGCGGUAGUCGCAUGGUAAUAGGAGCGACGUGCAGACGUAAUCGGGCAUUUACGUUCUGGAGAUCGUCAAAAAACUUCAGCUGGUGAUAGUUAUUCCGUAGUUCCACACUCCAGACGGCUCGCCCGUUAUCCGAUACUAAUCCUUCCGUGAAGCUUCCAUUAAGUCGGCGUCACGCGGAAGGCGAUCAGACGCGGUCAAUAAGGAGCCUCUAUUUUUUUUCGCUCCUCUUUUAUGACAGAUUGAUGCUAUCCAUAGCAUUCGCAGCAAUGCAUGAAGUUGGCAUGAUGUAGAAUAUAUAGGCAUUGGCGUCACCUUCGUGAAAUCAGGAUACCAGAACGUGUAUAAUGUCUCCUUUGCAAAUGGUAGUCGCAAGCAACAACUUUUAGUAACUAAAAGGUAGGACUGUUCGAAUAUUGGUAUUUCCGAAUUGAAUACAAAUAUUCGAGAAAGAAGGACCUCCGAAUAUCAAAUCGAAUGCGGAAUAUUGUAUUUUUAAACACAGGGAAAUAUGAAGUUUCCACUGUGUCCCAGUUGUUUCCAGUUAUCCGAUGCACCAAGAAGUAAUGGGGGGGAAAGGGGCAAACAGGAGACGUAUUCUGCGACGAUCGACUCGGCGAUACUGUCGCCUUCGCAUGACGUGUGGCCAAUCAACGCGCGCCCGACGGCGAUAGCAGGAUCGCAGGAUCAAUAUCGGGUACGUCUUUUACGUUUAGAUUUUCGUGCGGACAUGCUAGGGCUUUGUUUUCAGAAAGUUUCAGCGGCGAAUCCUUUCAAUGAAAAAUACUGCACCGAACAGCAGCAAGCUUGGUAGCAAACAUGGAAGCAACUAGACCUAGCGUGUAGAGUGCACGACAGCAAAGCUUUAAGCAUGAAUAAAUUUAUAUUCUGGGAGGGUAAAAUUUGUAGGUUUGAUUCUUUUCAGGCUACAAAAAUCAGAGUCACGCUACAUUUUUAAGUACGAAGCAUUUCUUGGCGAACAUUUACUACUUUGACAGUAUCUAUCUAUCUAUCUAUCUAUCUAUCUAUCUAUCUAUCUAUCUAUCUAUCUAUCUAUCUAUCUAUCUAUCUAUCUGUCUGUCUAUCUAUCUAUCCGCCUAAAUCUUUGUGCUCUGAUGGUCGUUUCGUUAACUUGGUAUGUAGAAAAAUUGGCAUACUAUGACAAGAGUAUAUGACGAACAUAAAUUAUAUGUCCUGACAUGGAUGUCAUGACCUGCGUGACAUGUAGGUCAUGAAACAGCCGCCUAGGUCUUGGCGCUCUUAUGCUAGUUUCGUUAACUUGGUAGGUACCAAAAUUGGCAUAGUAUGACAGGAGUGUAUGAAGAACAUAAGUGAUAAGUCGUGACAGGAAUGUCAUGACAUGCGUGUCAUAUAGGUCAUGACAAUGACGCAGCGAAAAAGAUUAACAGUCCAAAACCACUGAAAUGCGUUCGGAAGGAAACACUAAAGGAUGCUGGCAGAAGUCAUAGUCAUGAGCAUAUAACUUAGCAAAAAUGACAAUAACUCAGCGAAAAAAGAUUCACACUCAAAAAUCACUGGAAUUGGUUCUGACGUGCCUACUAAGUGAAAGAAACACUAAAGGAUGAUGGUAGAAGUCAUAGUCAUGACCAUGACAUAGCAAAAAUGAC